UCUGAAAUGUCAUGUCGUCAUUAGUGAACCGUAUAAAAACUCAUCUGUGUUCAGAGAUGGACUACAUAUUUCCUUCACUACCAUCAUGGCUCUCUCCAAGCAUAUCAAUGCGGAUCGUCUCGUUCAAGAUUCUCAUGACAAAAAAUCGAAGCAUCACAAGCUCACUGGUAUCGACAGCAACACCAUCCAUCACUCUUAUGGCGCUCGGUAUGGCACACAGCCCCUUCCUAAAUAUCACUUUUCUUCCAAGGGUAUCGAUGCGGAGUCCGCCUACCAACUAAUUCACGAUGAACUCGCCCUUGAUGGUUCGCCUGUCUUGAACUUGGCGUCUUUCGUCCACACCUGGAUGCCCGCUCAGGCCGACAAACUCAUGCAGGAGAAUAUGACUAAAAAUCUGAUCGAUACCGACGAGUAUCCUGCUACACAACAUAUUCAUACUCGCUGUAUCUCCAUCCUCGCCGAUUUGUGGCACGCACCUUCCGCAAAGCAGGCCAUUGGCACGGCCACUACUGGCUCCUCCGAGGCAAUUCAACUGGGAGGUCUUGCCAUGAAACGUAUCUGGCAGGAAAAGCGCAAGGCUGCUGGUAAGAGCAUCCACGAGCCUGGGCCUAACAUCGUCAUGGGUGCCAAUGCUCAAGUUGCGCUUGAGAAAUUCGCCCGUUACUUCGAAGUCGAAUGCCGUCUUGUCCCCAUUUCGGUUGAGAGCAAGUAUCAUCUUGACCCCAAAAAAGCUAUGGAAUACGUUGACGAGAAUACCAUCGGUGUUUUUGUGAUACUGGGUUCAACGUAUACUGGCCAUUACGAACCAGUCAAGGAGAUGUCCGACCUGCUUGAUGAGUAUGAAGCUAAGACAGGUUACUCUGUUCCCAUCCAUGUGGAUGGUGCUUCUGGUGGAUUCUUUGCCCCGUUCGCCACGCCUCAACUGGAGUGGGAUUUCAAGCUUCCUCGUGUGGUCUCCAUCAACACUUCAGGCCACAAGUUUGGAUUGGUUUACGUCGGCGUUGGCUGGGUUGUUUGGAGGGACCAGGCACAUCUACCGAAGGAUCUGAUAUUCGAGCUACAUUAUCUCGGAUCCGUCGAGUACUCGUUCUCUCUCAACUUCUCUCGUCCAGCUGCACCGAUCAUUGCACAGUAUUUCAACCUCAUUCACCUCGGUUUCGAAGGGUACCGCAACGUUGCCCUUGAUGAUCUGCGCAAUGCUCGACUUCUGAGUCGAGCUUUGGAAAAUAGUGGUUACUAUACGGUUCUUAGUGACAUUCACAGGAAGCACAGUAGCGCAGGCGCUACUAUCAAAGACGUAGUUGGUAUUGAUGACGAUGUGACGGACUACGAGGCAGGAUUGCCCGUAGUUUCUUUCCGGUUUUCUGAUGACUUCAAAAAGAGUUAUCCCGAAAUUCAACAAAAAUGGAUUCAAACUCUGCUUCGAGCUAGAGGAUGGAUCGUCCCGAACUACGAACUUGCUCCUGAUUUGCAGCAAAUUGAGAUUUUGCGUGUUGUCGUCCGUGAAAAUAUGACUGAAGUGCUCGUUGAUCGUCUUGUCUCCGACCUCAUGGAAAUAACGGAGCAGUUGACAACUGCGGACUCCCCAAUGCAUGCUCUGAAUGACCUGGGCCAUGGCCACUCUAGUUCAUCUAAGACGGAGCAUACGCACGGCAGACUGGAAAAGGGCGCGGGAAGCACUUCUUCUGGAACGUAUGCGAAGCAGUGUUAAAAAGCCUGUGCAGAAGAAGAAACAAGAAUGUACUACUAUGAAUUCGCUCGUAUAUGGAAAGGGACUGUAUUACCUUGUGGACUUGGGCGAUAGUUUCGUUGUAAAUACUCAUGUAUGAUUGAACGGUUGUUUUCCGUCGCGUUGAAAGUAACAAGGAUGAAAGCGCCGUUUCGCAUCGAUCGAUAGUGUCCAUAUACAGCGCGAAAUGGGUAGGCGAGCAAAAACUACAAUAAAUGUUGGAGUAUGAUACACAGUGUUCUACUGACUGAGGAUUGUGCGCACAAAUGAUUCGUAGUUGACAUUCCCGUCA
Messenger RNA from Lentinula edodes (shiitake mushroom), 2021 nucleotides. Its product is annotated as glutamate decarboxylase. The record is from RefSeq and is a predicted model, not a curated record. Gene Ontology annotation, molecular function: pyridoxal phosphate binding; glutamate decarboxylase activity. Bases 86 to 1711 code for a protein of 541 amino acids. Gene Ontology annotation, biological process: L-glutamate catabolic process. Gene Ontology annotation, cellular component: cytosol. Lineage: Eukaryota; Fungi; Basidiomycota; Agaricomycetes; Agaricales; Omphalotaceae. The transcript is spliced from 13 exons.